Molecule: messenger RNA, 3748 nt
Organism: Megalobrama amblycephala (Wuchang bream)
Lineage: Eukaryota; Metazoa; Chordata; Actinopteri; Cypriniformes; Xenocyprididae
Gene: rfx5
Product: regulatory factor X, 5
Exons: 10
Coding region: 250-2055 (601 amino acids)
Biological process (GO): regulation of transcription by RNA polymerase II
Molecular function (GO): RNA polymerase II cis-regulatory region sequence-specific DNA binding; DNA-binding transcription factor activity, RNA polymerase II-specific
Source: RefSeq, a predicted model, not a curated record
GUUUCAUGAGUGGCUGUAUUUUCAAAAUGGGGAAAAUGUCUUGAGCGUUUAGACGUGGGAGAAUUUAGGCGCUUGCGUGGUUUUAUUGUGUGUUUACAGUCUGUCGCUGUAGGUGUAAACCUGGCCUAAACAUGCUAGUUUGUAAUGAAACUGAUGAUCAUUUACAGACAUGUGACGAAUUGAUUGUUUACCACACUUCAGGUCCAGGAGGGUUCUGAAUGCAGUUUGUCAGUCCAGUGUGGUUGAGACAUGGCAGAAGAUCAGUUAAAGGCAGACGCCUCGGCUGGGGAGGGGGAGACGGAGCCCAGUAUGCUGCUACAGAAGCUUAAGAGCAACAUUUCUAAAAAUGUGCAGGGCAAAGUGGACAAAAUUUUGGAAGAUGUACAGCGUUUCUCUGACAACGACAAGCUCUACCUUUAUCUACAGCUACCCUCAGGUCCUAGUGCAGGAGAGAAGAGUGGUGAUUCAAACUCGGUCAACACAGCAGACCAGCUUCACACCUGCAACUGGAUCCGUAGCCACUUGGAAGAACAUCCUGACACCUGCCUGCCUAAGCAAGAUGUUUACGAGACAUACCGGAAGCACUGUGACAACUUACAGCAUCGGCCUCUAAGUGCAGCAAAUUUUGGCAAAAUCAUCCGAGACAUCUUCCCUAAUAUUAAAGCACGAAGGCUUGGCGGUAGAGGACAGUCCAAAUACUGCUAUAGUGGGAUACGUCGAAAGACCGUGUUAAACAUGCCAUUACUGCCCAACCUGGACCUCAAAAAUGACCCGUCUGAACUGACAGAACUGGUGCAAACCUACAAGCAAGAGGUCACCGAAGCAGCCUGUGAGCUCAUCUGCGACUGGGCCCAAAAGAUCCUGAAGCGUUCUUUUGACACAGUGGUAGAAAUUGCACGCUUUCUCGUGCAGGAGCACAUCGUCAACCCACGCUGCAGCCAAGCCGAGCUCGUCACCUCAGCCGCUCUUGCAGGUGGACCUUCCAAACCUCAUAAGGCAAUGAAAAAGAUUCCAGCAGCUUCCCGAGCAGGUGGAGCAGAGGAGGAUAGUGGCAGUGCGGAAAAUAAGCAAAAAGAGAAAGACGGUGUGGAACAGCCGACAUCCAAUAAGCAGCAGGUCAGUGAUAAACCGACCAACAAGGUGGAGUCAGCUCGAGUGGAGGCCUACAUGAAGAAGCUGCCUCAGCUCCUUCCCAGGGGCACCGUUCCAGAGAAAACCUCCCCACCGUGUCUGGCACCAGCCGAUUCGGGAAGCGUUCAAGUCACGUUGCCCAUUACCGUCACAACGAUACCCUCUCAACCAGGCGGCACCGUCCCUCUUAUGAUUCUGCCAUCGGGCAUGCUCUCUUACCCUGAGCGUGAGAAAACUUCAAGCACAGUCACCACUUCCGCUGCUCCCACCCCGGUCGUCCAGAGAGCGCGACCGGCGGCUCCAAAGAGGGGGCCUGACCCCUCCACCUCAGUGUCAGUCACUGGUGUUGCUCUGAAACGCAAAAGAGGACGACCCAGGAAGCCAAGACCUGAAGACGUGGCGCCGCAGGUACCGCCAAACCCCAAUCCAAAUCCAGCUUUGGCCACAAGAGGAGUAAUCCAAAAGGCCAUGCCUUCCUGUGCUCCCACAACUCCUUCACAGUUGGUCGAAAUUGUGUUCCCGGACCAGCAAAGCUUGAUGCUUAGCCAGCUUUCCACCAUCCAGGAAGUGACAGACGCUGAGCAUAGAGGCGUAGUGAUGCAGUGUCAUCCUGCACCAGAACCUGAGAAGCAGCAGUCCGUCCUGCUAAUGCAAGGGCCCAACCAACCCGGUUACGAGCUGACCAGCCGGAGGAUGGUCAUUCAACGGGCGCCGUUAUCCAGAGAAGGAAGGCCCGUUUCUAUAGAAGUGCCGCAGUCCGCCAUCUCGUACCUCCCGCCUGCAACGUUAUUAGAGGACAGAGGAGAAGUGGAAAUUACUCUGACUCCUGUGGAGCCACAGGCCGAUUCCAUGCCAAACUCAGCAGGUAUUCCCAGCUGCUUCGGCUCCUUGUCUGGAGAAACCCCCAAACCUGACGCCCCGUAACAGCAGCACAGCAACCGUCUCCUUUCUCAGAGACUCCGUGAUCUCAAUGCCUUUCCAGUGCUUCUGUGAAUUGCAUAUUAGCUUGUAGUCAAACUAAGGUUUACCAUCUUGGCUGAGCUUGAGUGGGUAUGUCUGCUUUAUGUGUUAAAAAAAAAAAAAAAAAAAAAAAUUGUAUAGAAGUACAACCUGUCAUUGUUGCCUUUAAACAGCAACUACACUCAUAUUUUCAUAUGAAUAACAUGAAACAUAAGUGAAUUCCUGAAGAUUUCAGGAAUGCUUUUGAAGAGAUUAUGAAUUUAAGUGACCUAAAACAAAUGACUAAAAGGAAGAGUGAAUUUUAGUGUAUUGGAAAUUGAACAGAUAUACUCGCAAAUAACAGUCCGAUCUGGCCCAGCUCAGUUUUAAACAUCUAAAAAAAGACAAUUCAUAGUUACCGAAGAACUGCUUACCAUCCGUCGGCAUUUAUCACCAUGCUCAGUGCCAUAAAAGGGCAGUCGACCUUUUAUUGCUCUAACCAUCAUUGCAUGUUUGUGUUUGUAAACAUGAAUCGAGAUAUUUCAGUGUGUUUGUAGCUGUUCAGAUGACAAAGAGUGAUAUUACGGGUUUGCAACUUCAGGGUUCUAAAAAAGUCCCUCUCUUGCCCAACGAUUGGGUUAAUAGUUAUGCGUUCAGUGUUUUAACUAUUAUUAACGUCACAAAUAGAUACAGAUAUACAAAGCUUGGAAAUUACUACAUCAAGUUGCUGUUGCGAAGGUCAAGACGACACUACUGGUUCAGAUGGUGCACAAUGUAGGUGGACAGAAAAACAAUAACCUCUUAAGUCCCUUUAAAUAUGCAAAUGAGGCUGUGAUUUCAGGAUCGUUCUCAAACCCCCCCUCGUUCAGGUCUGUCCAGUUGUUUUCUUACAGCAGCAGAAAUAGCACUUAACAGAUGUAAAUAGUUUAUCCGUGAGCCCAGAAGAAUAUCUUCAAUAGGUAAAGCAUACCAGAACUAAUUUAAAACGUUUUAUUUUCCAAAUGUAUAGCCAUCGUCACUAUAUUGCUACUAUGAUGAAAUACUAUUCUUAUUAUUAGUUACUAGUAAAGUGUGCACUGUCACCCUAAAAGCAUGUACAAAAAAUUUGAAGAUGUUAAAUUUCUAAAAUUUGAUUAUAUUUAAAUUUAGACUAUUAGACUAUUUAUUUAUACAAAUUUUACAAAGUUUGCGCCACAACAGCUUCUCUUUGUGUUGAUUAUCUCUUAAAAGAGAAUUUUGCUCUAUUUUUAUAGCCUUGAAAUACACUACUUUUAUUAGUGGUUUAUGUUUCAGAUAUUACACUUGAUCUUAGCCAAAAGUCCAUAAAUGUGAGAAAAAUUGUUGUAAUAAAAUUGUCAUUUAUUUUGUAAUUUCAUAAUUAUUUAAAAAAAAAAAAAAGAUAAUAAUAAUAAUAAUGGAAUGGAAUGGCACAAUAGAUUUGUUUAUUAUUUGAUGUGCUUUAUUAAAUUCAAAAGUAUUGAAAGGCUAUGAAUUUGGGGGGAAAUUUUCCUUUAAAGUUGAUUUAAGAUGAUAUAAUCUCAGCAGAGGCUGCUGAUGGUUAAAGAGGUUAAAUAGGCACUUAAUUUAGUGUUAGUUCACCCAAAAAAAAAAUUCCGCCAUCAAUUACUCACCCUCAUGUCGUUCCACACCCGUAAGACCUUCGUACAUCUUCAGGAUA